AAGAUGCUCUCCUACAGCGUGCUGGACGCCAACGUGGUGGAUGUGGAGAAGCGGAGGAACCCCUCGAAGCACUACGUCUAUAUCAUCAAUGUAACAUGGUCUGACCUGACUACCCAGAUCAUAUACCGGAGAUACAGCAAGUUCUUUGACCUUCAGAUGCAGCUUCUGGACAAGUUCCCUAUUGAAGGAGGCCAGAAAGAUCCCAAGCAAAGAAUCAUCCCAUUUCUACCAGGCAAGAUCCUGUUCCGGAGGAGCCAUGUCCGAGAUGUAGCUGUGAAAAGGCUGAAGCCCAUUGAUGAGUACUGCAGGGCACUAGUUCGACUUCCUCCUCACAUCUCACAGUGUGAUGAAGUCUUCAGGUUCUUCGAAGCUCGCCCAGAAGACCUUAACCCUCCAAAAGAGGACUAUGGCUCUUCAAAGAGAAAAUCAGUUUGGAUGUCCAGUUUGUCUGAGACUCCAAAAAAGAGUGUCACUCCAGGUGCUGAUGCUAGCUCUGAACCCAUGAUCCUGGAGCAAUAUGUGGUGGUGUCCAACUAUGAGAAGCAAGAGAACUCUGAGAUCAGCCUCCAGGCUGGAGAGGUCGUGGAUGUCAUAGAGAAAAAUGAAAGCGGUUGGUGGUUUGUGAGCACAGCAGAAGAGCAGGGCUGGGUCCCUGCUACGUACCUGGAAUCCCAAAAUGGAACCAGAGAUGACUCUGACAUCAACACAUCCAAACUUGGGGAAGUUUCUAAGCGACGCAAGGCUCACCUGAGACGCCUGGACCGGCGAUGGACGCUGGGCGGGAUAGUCAACAGGCAGCAGAGUCGAGAAGAGAAAUAUGUCACUAUCCAGCCGUAUGCCAGCCAGGGGAAGGAUGAGAUUGGAUUCGAAAAAGGGGUCACCGUGGAGGUCAUCCAAAAGAACCUGGAAGGAUGGUGGUACAUAAGGUAUCUAGGCAAAGAGGGCUGGGCUCCAGCUUCAUACCUGAAGAAGGCUAAAGAUGACCUUCCAUCUAGAAAAAAGAACUUAACUGGGCCAGUGGAAAUCAUAGGAAACAUCAUGGAGAUCAGCAACCUGCUAAACAAGAAGUCAUCCACUGACAAGGAAACUCAAUCAGAAAAUGAGACUGCAGAAACCCACAUCACCAAGAAGGAAAUCAGUUUGCCCAUCCUGUGCAAUGACUCUAAUGGCAAUGCCAUGAUGACCCCAGACAAACAGGCUUCCAAACUGGCCCAGGGAUCCCCAGCCAUAGCAAGGAUAGCACCGCAAAGAGCUCAAAUAAGUUCUCCAAAUCUAAGAACAAGGCCGCCCCCACGAAGAGAAUCCAGUCUGGGAUUUCAGUUGCCCAAACCACCAGAGCCACCGUCUGUGGAAGUGGAAUACUACACCAUUGCAGAGUUCCAGUCAUGUAUCUCUGAUGGCAUAAGCUUUCGUGGAGGACAAAAAGCAGAGGUAAUAGAAAAAAAUUCUGGUGGCUGGUGGUAUGUGCAGAUUGGAGAGAAGGAAGGAUGGGCUCCAGCUUCUUAUAUUGAUAAGAGGAAGAAACCGAAUUUAAACAGAAGAACCAGUACUUUAACCCGCCCAAAAGUUCCUCCCCCAGCACCUCCCAGUAAACCAAAAGACUCUGAAGAAGGAUCAACUCCUGGGACAGUUUCUUCAGGAGACACCCAGGACUCUCCCCACAAGCUGAAAUAUGAAGAACCUGAGUAUGAUGUGCCUGCCUUUGGCUUUGACUCAGAGUGUGAAGUGAGUGAAAGUCAUCAUGAAGAGGGCACUCCAGAAAAACGACUGUUUCAGCCUCUCAAGCCCUCUCCUGUGUCAUCACUUCAAAAAGCAAAGUUCAAAGUAGGAGAAUCUUCAGAAGAUGUUGCUCAUGAGGAAGAGACCAUCUAUGAGAACGAGGGAUUCAGGCGUUAUGUGGAAGAUGCUUUGUGCAAUAAGGAAUCUAGUGGAGACUCAGAUUCUCAGAAAAGCUCCUCUGUUUCCUUGAUCCAAAGGACUUCUCCAUGUUCCAGCUCUCCUAAAUCAUCGCUUGUGACACUUAAGAUGGACAAAAACAUUCAGCCUGAUCUUGGAAAAUGCCACUAUUCCAGGAGUGAGGAGACAAAACCAAGGUCAGCUUCAGAUGUUGGCUUACGGAGCAUGCCAAGAACAGGCAUGAAGAAAGAGCCUGGGCAGAGUCCUUCCAUUAGAGCAAAGCCAAUCGUUCGGCCCAAACCCUUCCUGAACAAGGCAGACUCUCAGAGCCAAGAAAAGAUGGAUAUCAGCACUUUGAGGCGUCAGCUGAGGCCAACUGGGCAACUCAGAGGUGGACUUAAAGGUUCAAGAAGUGAAGAUUCCGAGAGCCCCACACACACAGGUUCUGAAAAUCAAGAUGAUCCUGUCAGGAGAAGCUCAGCUGAUCUCAUUACAGCUCCUUCUCGUGGCAUUUUCUGCUCUAGCCAUCCAGCCAAAGCUGAGCAAGAAAAUGACUCUAGAUGUUUUUAUGUGACCACUGACUCAUACCAAAAGGUGCAGGAUUCUGAAAUUUGCUUCCCAGCAGGAGUAGAAGUGGAAGUGCUGGAAAAGCAAGCCAGUGGGUGGUGGUACCUGAAAUAUGGAGACAUGGAAGGCUGGGCUCCUUCCCAUUAUUUGGCUCUCCCUGAUAACCAGCGAGAAACCACAUCAGAGGAGACUGAUGCCUCAUUUGCCAGGAACAGGAAAAAUGAAAACAAGUCAAACAGUUUAGAGAAGAUAGAGAAGAGGGUUCAGGUUUUGAACACCAUCAACCAGAGCAAACGCGCAACGCCACCCAUCCCAAGCAAACCUCCUGGUGGUUUUUCAAAAACAUCAGGACCAGUCAAAAUGAGGAAUGGUGUGAGGCAACUUGCUGUCCGACCACAGUCAGUGUUUGUGUCUGCACCACCAAAGGAUAAUAACCUGUCAUGUUCCUUGCGCAGAAAUGAGUCGUUAACAGCUACAGAUCAUCUUAGGACCAUCCGUCGGAAUUCAUCCUUCAGCAACGCACGGUCGCAGCCUGGGGACAUGAAGGGAAAGCAGCCUGAGCGGUCGGGUACAGAGGGCUCAGAGACCACCUCCAACCUUCCCACCCAGAGGAAUGGGAUUCCUGUAUCCACAGUCAGACCGAAGCCCAUUGAGAAAUCCCAGUUCAUCCACAACAAUCUCAAGGACAUCUAUGUUUCCAUUGCAGACUAUGAAGGUGAUGAAGAGACUGCAGGGUUUCAGGAAGGUGUCUGCAUGGAAGUCCUCGAAAGGAACCCAAAUGGCUGGUGGUACUGCCAGAUCAUGAAUGGUGUGAAGCCUUUCAAAGGCUGGGUGCCCUCAAAUUACUUGGAGAAAAAGAACUAAUAUUGCAAUAUCUUUAACCUCCCUAAUUUAUACUGUUCCUGCUGUGUACAUGUGGAAAAAAUAAUUGCUACACAAAAAGACUUUUCCCUGUGCUCCAGUUUAUACAAAGGGACAAAGGAGUCUGUGCUGUGGGCAGAUCUACCAUGUUCUGGAGAGGUUUGUGGGGUUAACAUGUUGUCAGCAUCCACGAGGAAGAUGCAGCAUAGUCAAAUGCCUUUUUGUGAAGCUGUUAAUAAUCUUGUAUGUGUAACAGGGUAUGACAUCCCAUCUUUCCCAUUAUUGAUAGGAAACCAAAUGUGUGCCUUUUGUGAGAGAGAAAUACACAUGCAUCUACUUGGGGAGUUUUGUGCCAAACUCUUUUACAGUCUUGGCUCCCUUUCUCCUCCUUGUCCAUACAUGGAAUACCCAAGUUUUGGAUUCUUUUCCACAACUUAUAGUGAGAAGCGAAUGGGAGUUACUGAAACAUGGAGGGACUCUAAUCUUUUGGAGAUGUUCCCUUUUUUUUUUUUUUUUUUUUUUUUACUGUUCUCAAUAGUUGGUUGGUCCAGAGUUGGAGCCUUUUCAUCAUGGAGAGAUUUGGUCUCUGACUUCAGCUGUGUUUUCUUGUUACUGCUAACUCACAGGAAAAGGCAAAUCAGGUGGUGUUGGUUGGGGGCUUUUUGUUUCCUUUUGUUCUGUCUUGUUCUUUGAGUUGGGAUUUCAGGUGUUCUAGGGCAGCAAUGCCUACUGGUGCUUGUAAAAACAAACCUACAAACCCCAUGUUUAAGCACAUUGAUUACUUUGCAGGCUCCAUAUUUGGUUCUGUGCCUGACUCCUGCCAGGUGAUCCUGGUUGAUUCUCUUCUCAGAGUUGGGUUUCUCAAAACUUCUUGUAAUGUCAAAAUGUACAGAAGACCCUUAAGACACCUAAGACAAAGCUGUCAAAUGUGUUACUUCUGGUUUUGUGAUCUGGUCCGAAUCCAAGUGUGCUGACUGCUGGCAGGGCCCACAAAGGUGUUAGUUAGAAAUAGCUGUAACCUUCUGCUACAUCAGUGUUUACAAUGAGGGGGGGAAAAAGCCAUCAAACUCAGUCUGCACAUCCUUAAUUUGUAUAUUUUUGGGGACCUGUUUAUCUGUGUUUUGGUUUUGUCUUUUCUGUGCAUUCUGGGUUUACUUUAAUUUUUUUGCUUUGUUUUACCAGAAGAGAUUUAAAACUGAAGUAGGAGCCAAAUGUGUCUUUCUGUUCCAACUUGACUCCAAAAAGUACAUUUGUACUGGAAAGUGUGUCUGUGCUUCUCAGGCUCAGAGAUUUAGAAUCAAAGCAAUUAGGUCUACAAGGUAUCAAAGCAGGAAGGUGCCUCUAAUUCCUUUUCUGUUUGCCUUUCUUAACUCAUGCUUUGAAACAUGGCACACAGUGGGGUAGUGUGGUGGGUAAUGCAAGAAGCAUCCAUUGGAAUAGGUUGUGAAUAUGGAGGUAGCCAAUGCUUGUACUGUAAACAUUAUUGGCUAAAUCCCUGCUGUAUUUGAGGAAGUCACGCCUUUUUUUAUUUAAUGGCCUUGUUAAUCACUCAAGAUCAAUACCAAGUUCCUUUAAACAAUAGGCAGUGUUUUAGGGGGGAGGAGGCAGACAUUUAACUACUGGCUUACACAAAACAAUACAUGCCCUUUUUUCCACCAGAGCUUCAUACUGAUUUGGCUUGGAAGGUAAAGGUUAUAAAGACUUUAAAAUAGCUGGGAUCAAGGCGCUAAGUAAAAUAGGACAACAAUGUGUUGCUGGGGAUGUUUCUCUGCCAAAAAAAAUUUACACAAUUUAUAUGUUGUUCUUGUCUUUAUUGUUUUUGUGUGUGUGUGUAUGGUUUGGGUUUUUUUGAUUAAUUUUCAUGGUAACAUUGAGAGAGUUGCCCACAGCUUACCUGACUGAUGUCCUUCUGAUAGCUGAAACAGCAUCCAGGCAACUUGGCUACGAACUGUGCUGUGGUUUGAGCAGCUCUGUAUCCAACUGGGGAGGGAGGGUGUUUGAUUGGGAUCCCUUUAAAUUGUGGUGGCAGGAGAAGGAGGUGUAUCUGCACAACAGCUCAUGUCACAGUGUGUAGGGUCCUCUUUGUACCUUACGUCUUACCAUAUAAUAUAUAUGUAUAUAUCCAGUUAGCUACAUCUCUACUGGAUGUGUAUCUGAGGCAUUGUGGCCCUGUCUCUCAAACUUCUCCCCAUUUUUAGUUGUACUAAUAUGGUAGCAGCCAUAAAAGGCUGCUGGAGCUGUUGUGAGAUUAUAAUAGAAGUAUUAUAUUCUUCUGCUGGACAGUAUUAAAUAGAGCAAUACAUAGAGUUAUCUGCUAGAUUGCAGUACUAAUAGUAGUGACUUAGUGACUCGUAUUAAUGUUGUUAUGAUUUAUUUUAACAAUAAUGAUGCGGAAGUGGUUCAUUAUUUUGAAUUAAUGCACUUUAACAAUAAGAAAACCCAAAAUGGAAGCCAAUGCAGAGAACUAAGUGCAUUAUUUAAAGGCGCAGUAUAUAAUUAUCAUUUUCUUGAAGCACAUAUUUAUUAAGAAUUAACUUAUUAUUUAAAAUAUUCUAAAGUUUUGUUUAAAGACAUUCCCACUAGGUCAUCUCUUUGGGUGGAUGCAAAAGCACAGCUCCCAGAUCUUCUGCAUUGAGCCACUGAAUUCUCUGAGUACGGUGCGGCAUGACGUGAGCCCCUGCCCAGGGACAGGAAAGCAGCAGCAGGUGGGAGACCUGGACUACUGUAAAUGUUCACCCUUAAAAUCCAGCAAGGCCAAGCCCGGUGCACCUCUGAACUGCAGGAGUCCUUACAAGAUUUGGGGUGGCAAAGCUGUUUUUGGCAGACUGGUUGUGUUGCCUGGCUGCCAUGCGCCUCGCAUGAGCCUGGUCCCCAGUGGAUGCAAGCUCAAUGUGAGGCUCAGGUCAGUGUGAGGACUUCAGGACCUGCCUGUGAAACACGGGCGAGCUCUGUAAGAGACAUCAGCCUGUCACACAGCUCCCUUUCCACCCACUGGCUUGCUUUUCCAGCUCUGGCUUUUGCAAGGAGGUGGUUUGUCAAGCUCCAAGUGGUGCAAGGGAUUACAGACUGAGGGUGCCUGCAGUACUGCCAGGGUUUUCUCAAGCAGCAGCCCAGUCUUUAGGGCUCAAUUGCUCUUUUAUCCCAUCUCAAAGGCUUCAUGGGCCCCUGAGGAGAGGCCAGAGGCUGUAGAUGGGCUGCAAAGCUCGUGGCCUCCCUCCUUCCUCUGCCCUCACCUGCACCAGCAAAAAGGGUGGGGUGCAAAUGACCUGCUUGAUGCUAGAAAUGAACGUGGGCCACUGCUGGCAUGCCAGGCUUCCUGCCUUGUGGGAGAUCUUUGGUUUGGGCUUCCCAUUAUACAGUGCCUGUUUUAAAGGGCAAUGUUAAAGCAAAUAUCCUCCAAUGCAGUUUUUUCCCUUUUGUAUUUUACCAUUGUUGCUGCAUCUCUCACUGAUGUCUUUUUUCAUUUAUUCAGCUGAGAGAUAUCAGGAAGAGCAUUAUUUUUAUUUUUUUUUUCAUUGGCAAGCACCUAGUAUUGGUCAGCUCCACUGAUACCCGAAAUAGCAAGCCCUUUCCACUGUUGGCUGUGAAACAAUGCAAAAAGCCUUAAACUAAAUCAGAAAAGCUGCAGGGCAGGAAAACCUGGCACGGUGCCCAAAAGGACAAUGUAGUGCUAUAAGUGUUUCAGCUCUUUUCUAAAAUGUUAAUGUCUCCUUAAGCUUUUUUUACUAAAUUUGUCAAAACUGACACUGGAUCAAGAGCAAUAUUUAAAUAACACCUCAGUGAACACUCAAUGCAGAAAUCAAUAGUACUGUUUAAAUUUCUCUAUUUCUGGUUUAUUCUUGAAGCAGAUAGUUAAGAGCUCUGCAAGGCUUGGGCAAAGCCACUUGCAACUGAAGGGGGCCCUCCUCCGGGGGAAGAGGCAGCUGCCGUCGCUGCGUUGCUCUCACCCCCGCUGUCCGUGCUUUUCCAAAAGUCUUGAAUUUGGACCAGCAGAAAAUCCAAACUCCCAAUGCCAGAGAACAAAAUUUGAGAAUGUGAAAAUUGUGUCUUGCUGUAUACUGCAACUUUAAUAAUAAUGAGCACUUCUGAGUUCGUUAUUGAGGUUUAUAUAAUGCCUGAAAAGUUUAAUUGCUGGUUUCCCUUUCAAAACUCUUUCUCAUAACAGCAAGAGUAAUACAUUUUUCUUAGUAGCCCUUCCCUAUGGGAGGCAACUCCUGUUAAUUGUUUUAGCUCUCACACCUUGCAUUGGGUGGGUGUAGUCAUAGGUACCAGUCCUUUGCAAGCCAAAUUUUUCAAGAUAAAAGAUAUGAUGGGCAUGUGUCUAGAUAUUUAGCUGAUGUGUCGACAGGAAGUUUUUUAAUUUAUGUGUACUAUAAUAGCAAAUACACAAUAAUGAAGGAUUGAAAUUGGCUCACGGUUAGACUCUUAAAAAUGGAAUUUCACGUCAGCACGGGUAAGGCUAAAAAAUGGAGUUGGCUCUUGUGGAUAUGCAGCCUAAAGACUCUUUCCGUUAUGAUGCUCUAAUGUUUGACGAAGGCAUUAUAUAAUUGUUUUCAUCACUUUCAGAUCUUAAUGAAUCAUAUUUUAUUGUAAUAUAUAUUCAUUGCUUUCCUCAGUUAAAAAGAAAGUUACUGCUUUUAUCUUAUAUGAAAAACAAGGGACUUUGAUAAAGCAUUCAUUAUUUUCAUAUUACUAGUAUUAACAGAAUAGAACUAGUACUAUUUAAUUUUAGAUCUUCAUAGCUAGCUUGUUAAUAACUCAUAUUUUCCUGUGUUGUAUCCUGCUAAUUUUUUCUAUUUGUUCCUAAAUACUCUGCAUUCUUGAGAAAAAAAAAAAAAAAAAAGAAAUCCAAUGAGUGGAUAAGUGCAAUAUUCAUAGAAUAAACAGGCCCCUCAUCCAGGACUUGGAGUGGAACGUGCAGUGUGAAAUGUUUGCAAUUCUCUAUUCAUGCACUCUUAAGGGAAGGUAAAAUUCAGGGGAGGGGGCAGCUGGAUGAGAACAGGAUGCUUGGGUAGGUAGGGACUGUUACUGGGGUAGUUUGAAGUGGGAAUGGCUGCGUUUCAUGAAAAAAAGCAUCAACUGUUACUGAAAGUAUAAAGAUUAUGAAGCAUGUUACCAGGAUUAUGUAUAGAAUGUGCAUUAACAUCCUUAUCAAUACAGAACUUCUGAGCUAUGCUUGAAACACUCUGUCAUCAAUGCAUGAUACUGUCUUUUGGUAUGUCUCUGCUGGUUACGUCCUCUGUUGUGCUUCAGAAUCAAUGGUAACUUCUGAAGGGAAAAUAAUUCUGCUGGUGCAGUCCCAUGUAUUGAUACUAUAUUGUUACUUGUAUUUAUUGCAAGAGCUAUGGGAAUGUUUUACAGGUCCUCAUUUCCUUUUCUUAUUGUUAACCUCAGAAAAGAAGUCCCCAUUUUGGCUGGGUUAGUUCUCACCUGCAGAAUUUCACAGCUGAUUGGGGUCUUGAUUUCAUAUUUCUUACAUUGCAAAGGCUCUCAGGUCCAAAAAAAACAUUGAGCAGAAACUUUGCUCUUCAAAGGUUUUGUCUUAAAUUCCAUUUGAAUGGAGGAAGUACUUCCAUAUUUCCAAAAUAAUGUGACUUUUCAGGUAGCAGCAAAAUCUACUACCUGUGAAAAACUGGACUCUUUUCAUAAGAUGCAAGAGAAAUGUGAAAGCCAGAGUAUUUGAUUCUCUGAGCUCCGGGAAGUGCAUCUGCUUUGACUCUAGUUCAUGUCCCUGGAGAGGGGGUGUACCUCAGCUUUCUGCUUAAUCUUUGUCCUGCUGUUCUUAAGUUUGUCAAAAAAAGCCUUAGUAUUACCAGAGACAUUUGCAUUCAAACAGAAAAGACUAAUUCUGUAGCUGUACUGAAAUAGUAUCAGUUACAUGAUUUUGGGAAACCUCUAACACUUUACAAAUGAAUCUGGUUUGGAGGAGCUAACUUUCACAUGCUCUUGUCUAAACUGGCAAGAAGUCCACGAACAUCAGUAGAGUUACACUGACAGAAGACACGCAGUGGAGCAAAGCACUUUGCGGGCUCUCAGCACAGACCAUUCUCAGCAAAAGCAAGUGCUGUGCCCUCAGUUCCAGCACCUCAGAAGGGUGCACAGGAUUGCUGAGCCUUGAUGCUGCCAUGCCAUGAUCCACUUCCCUGCAGGUCUUGCAGCUUUUUAAAACCAACUGGAGCUUUGCUGCUAUUUGCUGGUGGCAUCCCAUCACUGACUGCUUCUUCUCUGGCAAUUUCAGAUGCUAUUUAGCUGUGUAGUGAAGUGCUGUGUAUAAAUGCAAAUGUUUGAUAGCUGCCAACAGUACCAAUAUGAUGGUCUGAGAGCAAAUGUUUGUGUAAGUUAUUUUAUUUUCAUUUGCUUCUAGUUGCUUAGUAGAAGCAGGGACCACCAGUGCGGCAGUGCAUGGCGGAAUGUGUCUGCACACUUGAACUGUUUGAUGGCCUCUGGUAGCUCUUCCCAGUGCUUGUAUUUCUCUUUCUCUCCCUCUGUGCUGCUCAGUAGCCAUGUUUGUUGUGUGUGUCUGUGAUUUUUCAAAUAAAGUACUGUAUGUAGGGCUGGAUCCAGAAGCCCUCACAGUCAGUUGGCUUUGGGUUGAGAUGUAGGUUGCUGUUGCUGCUUUUCCUCCUCCAUCUUAGACCCAACCUGGAGCAAAGCACAGAUGUCUGUAAAAAGUCACACAUAACUCUACUUUGGGGUGUCAGUUUUGUGGGGUGUGCAUGCAUUGCCAAGGGUGGGGCGAGGGGAUCAUUUUUCUCGGGUGCCUUCACAUCAGGGCUAGGGCUUUGCAGCAAUUCCUGGAGCAAAAGCUGCACCGUGUACAGACCUGAGUGAUACAGGCAGAACAAAUUAGUUUCUCCCAUUUUAUAAUGUCAGGGCUGGGCUGGUCCCAUCAGCAAUGUUCUUCAUUUGUUCUUGCAUCAAGGUAGUGUUAAUUCUAGUUGGAGAGUGCAAUUUUUGUUUUUGGGGUUUUUUUGCUUGGUUUUUUAAUAAAUAAUUUGGCUUAAAGCUUCACACUGGCGUUUUACAGACCUGUUCUUGUCAGCAUAAACCACUGCUGUCCUGAGUUGAGACUCCUGUUUGUUACUGAAUCAAAAUAAUGGGAAUUAUGUUGAUAAUUUGGAAAGAAAUUAAGAGGUAUCUAUAUUGGCAGGGGAGGGAAUGAUAAAAUAUGCUGAAAAAUAUUUCUAAUAAGGUCAUAAAUUAUUUGGUCUGACACUGCAGGUUCUUUCUCUGUAUAGAUGGUUUUAAUACAUCACUGCUCUGUGUUAGGAUUUUUCAUUAUCAAGAAAAGUUGAGUUUUUCACUCUGUGAUACACCAUGACAAUCUGUAUCCCAAAGCCAAUGAUCCACCAAAGAGACACAAACAUGGAUUACGCAUUUGCUGUAGUUGAGGCAGUUUGUGUGGCUGGGAGUUUGUAAAAUACACGGAGGUUUGGCUGACAGGGCGGGCUAGAGUGGCUGCUCCAGGCCGUCCUGCAUUGGCCCUCUGUAAAAUACCCCUGUGUGAGUGGCACUUCUGGGAAAAUGUUUGGUUUAGUGAUCUUUCCCUGAUUCUCAGGGUUAUUUGGUUACAGUGGUACCUGUCUUUCUUGGUCCCUACUUGGUGGAGGAGAACAACAGAGGGGAUGGAGAAUCACUUGGCACUCUAGGAGGGGUUUUAAAAUAUAACAAUAUUUAAAAAAUAAUAUUUCAGGCUUCUCCUCUUCAAAGCUGUGUUAGUAACUGUAUUUGAUGGCUGAAAUUUAAGCAGUUUGGCAGCCUUCUCUGUGCAAACAGUUCUUUUGUGGCUUGAGAGCUUGUUCUUGAACUGCUUCUAGGUCACCAGGGAAGUGGUAAUAAAUAAACAAAAUCCCAUCAUCACCCUUGGGGUUUAGCCUGGGGGAUCAUAAAAUUCUGCUCUGACUCUGGACCUCCCUGAACAUCCAGGUUUGGUUUGUUUCCAUCUCCGGCAAGCAGGACAGGAGAGAAUAAUGUAGUCAGUGGAACUUAGCCUGUAAUUAACUGGAACAAAUGAAAAAGAAAUUAAAAAUAAACCUUUUAAAAAGCAAAAUAUUUCAAUGAAUAAGUGAAUAGCUGACUUAACUAUUUCCUGUCUUGGAUUUUCGUGAAGGGGAGAAAAAAAGUUAUAAUUGUUUCCAGUCUCUAGGAGGAAUUCUUCUGCAGCAUGGUACAUAGGCUUGCUGAAAAGACUUGCUCAUUACUCAUGGCGAGUUCAAACCUGGAGUAUUGCAAAGCAAAGUGCGUGUAGCAUUACAAUGGCUUUUUUGUACUGAGGGUCCAGACUUGAGUGUUGUGGGGUCAGCAGUGCACAGAGUAGGUGCAUUUCUGCUGUCUGGCUAACUUCACGUGACAUCAGUGUGGUUCCUUUAUUGCAGAUUUAAUUGCAGACAGCACAGCAGUGCUCGUUACCCUGCUUGCAGUGUUUGGGGAGGAUCAAGCAGAUGAGCCUUCUCAGUUGAGACUCGGUAUCAAAUUUCACGUUAGGAGAAGUCUUGCCAGCAGGUUGAUUGAUGGGUGCUUAGGCUAAAGUUCAAAUGCAGAUAACCCAAGGUAGGUAUUGAAAGCAGCUCAGCUGGAUGUGUACAUCUGCAGCCGUUUCCAGAGUUGUUAAUUAGCCCAAAUUGCCUCGGGAAAUGGUGGGUAGUCAGUUAUUGGGAGCUUAAACCUGUUGUUGAAUGAAGGCUGAAAUCUGUUUCAAUGGUUGUGCUCCCUUCUGUUAACAGAGCAAUUGCACGUGGCUGGACUGGAAAUCCCUACGGAUUUUGCUGUCCCAAAUUUGUAUUUAACAAAAAACCAAACCAAAACAAACGGAUCUAGGCCAGGUCUAAGUGAGGCUUUGCAGUGGGUUUUCUCAGUGGUUGAUGUUCUUAAUGUAACCUUGAAUAUUAGAUGUUGGUGUCAUUUCUGUGUUGGUGUAGUGCUCCAUUUUCUAGUAUUUAGGUGGUGGGAAUGUACCUGGUGGGAGCUGGGAGAGUAUGUUGGUGACCAGAGAUAGAGAAAUGUGUGGCUGGUCUUAGUGCGUGUGGUCAGGUUGGUGACACUUUUUUUUGUCUUUGUUUGUUUUUCUUUUUAACAUGGGAACCAUUCUGUCUGUUCUGCGUGGGAAAAGGUCUAGAAGUUGGUGUGGUUUCUGUUGCAGUUUAUAUGAGAAGGAAUAACUGAUAGCUUGUGUUUUGUUUUUUUUUCCUUUUUAAGAGAGUUUAUGGGCUGGAGUCCGUUCAGUUUGUUUAAGGUUGCACGUUAAGCCAAGAAAGGAAGAAAAUGAGUCUGGGAAACCCUCUUCUGUGGUAACAGCUUUGGACCAUAUUUUCUUGUGGCCAGGCCAGCUCCACUGAAGGUAGUGGAGUGAAUAUUGUUAAUCAUUAAAAUAUUAGAGCUUUUUGGUUAAGUAUUGAUUCCUUCAGAGCUGACAGCUUUUUUGACAUUCACAGCAUUGCUCUUGAACGUACCAAUAGCAAAUAUGAGCUAGAGACAGAAAUAGUAACUGCAGCCUCAUGUGUUGUCCAGUAUUUGUUUCAUGAACUUGAGAUGGUGACCAGUUGGAUAAAACUGUUUGUACAGUGAACAGCUCCUGCAAGGGUCCAAAUGGGCUUGGGUCUCUGAGAUGCUUUCCUAGAAAAAAAAUCAAGUGCGUGAUACAACAUUUUGCCUUUCUCAGUCAUCCCAAUAAAAUUGAAAGCCAGAAAAUCUACAUUUUUUGCACUGAACAGUACCUUUUGCCAUUGAUGGCAAGAGUUAUUGUUAAUGAGGGUCAGAUGUCCAAAUCUGUCUGAACUGGCACAAAACCAAAACCUUUUAGUGACUAGUCCCUGACUCUGCAUGUAAAGAUAGUGGAUUUGAUGCAGAUUAGAGUGCUAGUUAACAAAGAUGAGUAAUUUCUCUAUGGGCCAACACAAAAGAUGCAUUUUCAGUGAGGAAAGCAUAGCUCUCCUUUUUGCCAAGUAACCCUGUAGAAAUGUCCCUCAAGGUUUAGCACACAUUGCCCAGGAACCUGGGCUGAUAUAUAUGGUACUGUGGGCGUGGUCCUGUGACUGGGACAAUAGAAGUGCUCUCUGUCCCAGUAAGAAUUAAUGAAAUUAUAGCACGACUGGGUCAGGGUUUUGCUGCCCUGCAUGGGACAGGGGUUGUACACCCAGGGCUGCCCUCUUCAUAACUGCUGAAUGGCCCUAUGUGCCGUGACCAAGUCCUUGCUCAGAGAGCUGCAGAGCAAUUUAAAGCAAUUGAGGCUUGGGUUUUUUUCCCUAACAUAGCACAGUCUGAAGCAGUGAAGUAAAACAAAUGUUUGUUUGGGAGAUCUUAAUCAUGUCUCUGUCUGUAAAGGUGAAAACUCAGCAUGGGUCACUCAACAGGGAGUCAGAAAUUGUAUUGGGCAGUUAUACAUGUGAAGGUACAGAGUAAAAGCUUCAAAAAUGCUGUGCCUAAAAGUAGAUCUAAGCAUUUCUCUUUAAUAAUUUGUUAGAGCUGGUAGUAUCUUGGAAUUGAACAGCAUUUAAUAAUGGUUAAUUAUGGAAUUGGCAGUUAAAACUGCUCAAAAUCUCCAGAAGGAAAAGACAAAUUUGGUUUGAGACACCUGUAGAGCACGGAGUUGCAAUAAAUGUAAAAUAUUGCCAGGUGCUUUAUGAACUCAGUUUUUUCCUAGGAUUGUCAGAGAUCUUUAUGUGACUGUAUCCUGGCCCACAUUGGUGCUGUGGUUCAGCAACUGGGUAAAGACACCUCUGUGCAAAAAUUUGUAGCCAUGCAUUUGUGAUGGACAUGUGUGUUUUGGAAAAGAUGAGCCUAAAACAGGCCCGGCGUAAAUUGUGCUUGAUAAAAGAGCUCGUGAUUUGCAUGUUCCAGAUGUGCUGGAAUAACUUGCAUCUAAGCAACUUCAGUUCCUUCCAGGCAUCUGCAAUCACACACCCUGACAGCAUGCAGGUGCUACAGUCUGCUGGGGUUGGGAGGGUGUUAAAAUGCUAGUGGAAAGGAAAAUUCAGGAUGCAUAUUGUCAAUGCCCUUCCUGUUCUUCAGUCAUGCCUGAAGACAGAACUUUGCUGGGCCCUCACAGGGCCAAGCUCAGCUCUGCCAAGUGCUCUGAGUGAUGUUCACUGAUGCUGUGCAGCAGUGCAGAGCAAUGAUGCUCUCCUCUCCAUGUGUACAGGACCAGGGGAAGUUGUAAGGGCUUGCCAGAGUUUGAGGACUGUUUUGUCAAGAGCUACUACAAGUUCUUGCAAUGUGAACCUCUAAAUUUUCAAAGACUCAGGCAGAAAGGACUUGCAAAACAGACUGUACCUGUCAUCUCCCAGUUCAUUGAUUGCUUGGACCAAAGGUGGUGCUAAAUCUGAUCUUUAUCUGUAAUAUUUAUAUUUUGUUGGACUUUUUUUUUAAGUGUUUGGUAAAACAGAUGCAGUGUCCUUCUUACAUGAGAAGUUUAGUCCCAGCUUGGGACAUGGCAAAAAUCACUGGAUCUUCAGGGUCCAGAAUUGUUAACAUUUGAGCAGACUUGCAGUGUUCUGGGGGAGGUGGGAAAAGGGUACUCUAUCUUCAGAUGCUUGCAGACUGUAAGAAUUGACUUGUGAUUAUUUUUUGUUUGUUUGUAUUUUGUUUACAUUGCCUCUUAUGCCCUAAGGAAAAAUAAAUUUUUGACCUUUUUAAUUGUUA
Apus apus (common swift) is the source of this 14961-nucleotide messenger RNA. It is a transcript of the gene SH3PXD2A, whose product is annotated as SH3 and PX domains 2A. The coding region runs from base 4 to 3327 and encodes 1107 amino acids. The record is from RefSeq and is a predicted model, not a curated record. Lineage: Eukaryota; Metazoa; Chordata; Aves; Apodiformes; Apodidae. The transcript has 15 exons. Gene Ontology annotation, biological process: superoxide anion generation. Gene Ontology annotation, molecular function: protein binding; phosphatidylinositol binding; superoxide-generating NADPH oxidase activator activity.